AUGCCCCCAAAUGCUAGUUCCGGUACGGCUGACACGAGCGACAAGCCAAAGAAGGUACCAUCACAAGCAAAUGAAGUACACUGUGCCAGUUCAGUCCAGCUCAACCUUCCGGUGAAAAAGGUAACAGUUACAUUUCUAAGAUUAGUAUAAUAUUUUUAGGUGGUUGUUCACCCACUUGUAUUAUUGAGUGUUGUCGACCAUUUUAAUCGUGUUAGCAAGACCCAGAGUGUUAAGAGAGUUGUCGGUGUUCUUCUGGGAUCUAUGAAACCUGACAAAACUCUCGAUGUAGCCAACAGCUUUGCAGGUACGAGUAAAAAAACCCCAUGUUUUAUUUUUAGUGCCUUUUGAUGAGGACGAGAAGGAUAAAGACACUUGGUUUUUGGACAAAGAUUACCUGGAAAAUAUGUACGGCAUGUUCUUCAAAGUGGCUGCCAAAGAGAAGGUUGUGGGUUGGUAUCAUACUGGACCAAAGCUUUGCAAGGUAUAAUUGUUGAGCAAAUUUUCAUUUGUUUAGAAUGAUGUUCACAUAAAUGGAUUGCUGAAACAAUUCACUCCGAAUCCUGUCUUGGUUGUUAUUCAAGCCGUUCCAAAAGAUCUGGGUCUUCCAACUGAAGCUUAUAUUGAGGUUCAAGAAGUUCACGAUGAUGGAACUCCUCCAAUCAAAACUUUUGAGCACAUUCCCAGUGAGAUUGGUGCUGAAGAGGCUGAAGAAGUUGGUGUAGAGCAUCUUUUGAGGCAUGUUUUGUCAAGGAAUAAUAGGAUUAUGUUUAACGUUUCAGAGAUAUCAAGGAUCAAACUGCCGGAACCUUGUCCCAGCGUGUAACAGAUCAAUUGAUGGGUCUCAGAGGUCUGAGCCAGCAAUUGGCUGAGAUUCAGAGAUACCUGAAGGAUGUAACAAAAGGAGAACUCCCAGUCAAUCAUUCUGUCAUUUAUUACAUUCAGGAAAUGCUGAAUCUCCUUCCUGACGUUACAAAACCAGAUUUUGUGGAUUCUCACAACGUCCAGACCAAUGAUGAGUUGAUGUGUGUUUAUCUUGGAUCUUUAGUUCGAACUGUCAUCGCUCUGCACAACCUUAUUGAUAACAAACUGGCCCUCCAGAAUGCAACUAGUAACGUGUGA
Messenger RNA from Bursaphelenchus xylophilus (pine wood nematode), 1119 nucleotides. NCBI's taxonomy places the organism in Eukaryota, Metazoa, Nematoda, Chromadorea, Rhabditida, Aphelenchoididae. The record is from the annotation of a GenBank genome assembly.